AUGGGUUCAUGCAAAACAUAUUCUAGGAUGUGGAUCUUAAUUUUGGUAUUUAACCAAUCGGUUAGUUCAGUGAGUUGUACGGUUUCACAAAACUGGAGGAACGUCAUCCUUCUUCAUAUUCACUCAAGAUCCAAAACUUCUCGCAACUCAAAAACUCAACUCUCUUCUCUGACGAAAAAUACCAGUCUCGUCGUUUCUCUUCUGGUGGAUAUAACUGAUAGCAUAAGCUUCGUGUCCACUCUAUCAUUUGAGGUGUUUGCGGAUCUGAGAUUCUCUGUCUACAACAAGAGGAAAAACAAGUUCUUUACUAUUCAAGAUGUAGAAGCGAUCAAGUCGUUCAAUACAUUAAGAACGGUGUGGGGAUUUCCUCGAGUGCUUCCACUUGAUACAUUCAAUGACCCUAUAAACGGAUACAUCUAUGAAGCUGACCAAUGUGAGUUUGGUGUUGAUUUCAUUGUCGCUCCACCACCUACCAAUUGGAAAAUCCUCUCUUUUCAUGAGAAGUUUCCUCGUCCGAAAUUCUCUUGGACUGUUGCCAGUUUCUCUAAGUUGAAAGAGAACUCUUACACAUCAACCAAGUUCUCAAUGGGAGGAAGUUAUUGGGUUCUAAAGUUGUAUCCAAAAGGCAACCGUAGAGCAGAUGGCAAAUGGGUAUCCAUUUUUCUGUGUUUGGAUUACAAUGAAACAUUAGAGGCCGAUGAGAAGAUUUACACAAGAGCACAUCUCCGAGUUCAAGAUCCAUUAGGAUACAACCACAUCACAAACAAACAUGACUGCUGGCACGAUAACCAACGCGAAUGUUGGGGUUGGUAUCAAUUUGUGUCUAUAGCUGAUCUGCAUGCUUACUUGGACAAGGAGGGCUCUUUGAGUUUGGACAUUGAAUUUGAAGUUGUCUCCACAACCAUAUGA
Thlaspi arvense is the source of this 909-nucleotide messenger RNA. NCBI's taxonomy places the organism in Eukaryota, Viridiplantae, Streptophyta, Magnoliopsida, Brassicales, Brassicaceae. The record is from the annotation of a GenBank genome assembly.